Molecule: messenger RNA, 1047 nt
Organism: Glossina fuscipes
Lineage: Eukaryota; Metazoa; Arthropoda; Insecta; Diptera; Glossinidae
Exons: 5
Coding region: 1-1047 (348 amino acids)
Source: RefSeq, a predicted model, not a curated record
AUGGCGUCUUCGAUGAUGAAAACUAUUCGUUUCGUAACUCCUUUAAGAAAAUUACAUCGUAAACGUGGCAACGAUAGGAAAUCCUUGCAACAAACCUCAGUGAAUUUGGUAGUCGUCCAAGCAUUAAAGGCUCUUCAAAUUAUUAAGGAUACUACGGCGCCGAGUAAAAUACAUCCAGAAGAUAUUCCUAAUUUUCUAUUCCGUUGGACGCAAGAGCACCACCGCUCGAACGAACCAUUUAACAUUGUUUGGUAUCAGGUAUUAAUAAAACACUACGAUGAAGAAAGUGUGGCAAUUGAAAAAUUUUUAAUAGAUAUGAACGAGAUGACAACUUUCAUGUUGCUAAUAUUAAAUAAUUAUAUAGACAAUUGCGAUCCUGAAUAUAUACGAUCAUUAUUAGACGGUGCGGUUAAGUACUUCAAUUACGAUGAAAAAUUGUGUAAACUUAUGAGAGACUACAAAAAGUCCAUGUAUGCUAAGCAAGCCUCCGACUUUAUAAAUCGUGUAAAGAAAGCAAUUAAAAGCAAGCCAUUAAAUCCUGAUGAACUAAAUAUAGAUAAUAUUAAAGUUCGUGCCAGAUUAGAAUACGAAGAUUCUAGACGUUAUCAAAUGGAAUUGAUGUUAAGUCUCGCCGAACAAGAGUUGAUUGAUAAGAUCAGUCAACAAAACGACAUUAUGGAACAUGAGGACAAGUGUAACUCGCUUAUAAUGAAUGCUUAUUAUGGCUAUCAAGAUGAAUUGAUACGAAAAUAUUCUAAAUGCGAAAAAAAUUAUCUGGCGGUAGAGGAGACAAUAACGCAUGAAGUACAAAUCUUAAAAACGAAAAUGCAGAAAUUAAAGGAUUCAUACGAAUUUUAUCAUGAAGAAUAUAAACAAAUUAACCAAAAAAUGUCCCUGAUGUAUAGAGCAAAUAAUGCGCGCGCUGCAAAACUCGCUCAGUUGAAUGGGCGAAUCACUUCAAAGAGGCAUCUCGUUCCGAAAUCAAGCUAUAAACGAAUUAAAUUGAAAAAAAUUAAAAACUCCAUGAAACCAUCAGAAGUUUUAUAA